Messenger RNA from Suillus discolor, 1661 nucleotides. RefSeq names its product MBOAT, membrane-bound O-acyltransferase family-domain-containing protein. Gene Ontology annotation, cellular component: endoplasmic reticulum; membrane. NCBI's taxonomy places the organism in Eukaryota, Fungi, Basidiomycota, Agaricomycetes, Boletales, Suillaceae. Gene Ontology annotation, biological process: glycerophospholipid biosynthetic process; lipid modification. The transcript is spliced from 9 exons. Bases 77 to 1603 code for a protein of 508 amino acids. The record is from RefSeq and is a predicted model, not a curated record. Gene Ontology annotation, molecular function: 1-acylglycerophosphocholine O-acyltransferase activity; 1-acylglycerol-3-phosphate O-acyltransferase activity.
UACAUACCUCAAAAAGCUAGUGCUGGUUCUUGCUUGGUUGUCCUUGGUCGUCAUUCCAGCUUGUGACCUGCUAGUCAUGGAUGCGUUAUUUGUCCCUCUCGCAUCUGCCAUCGGUGCAUCCGUGGACCAGAUCAAGCUCAUCUCAUGUCUACUAAUAGCAUGCCCCCUAGGAAGUCUCUUCAUCCGUAUACCAGCAUCUCAGCCCAAUCUCAAGCAUCUCUUCAAUCUACUCGUCUCGGUUUUCUUUUUCAUACCAGUUUUAAACCUGUCAUGGGGCUUCGUCCAGCUAUUAGGGAGUGUUCUUGGAACGUAUUACAUUGCGGCUAAUGUAAAAGGCUCCAACAUGCCGUGGAUAGUUUUCGCUUUCGUCAUGGGUCAUCUCACAGUCAACCACGUCAUACGAGCAUUUUACAACCUAAGCUAUGAAACCUUUGAGGUUACAGGGCCUCAAAUGGUGCUGACUAUGAAACUCACGACCUUUGCAUGGAAUGUCUGGGAUGGUAGAACGGCCCCUGAAAAUCUGGACAAAUGGCAAUUACAAAAGCGUGUCACAAAAUAUCCCACACUACUCGAGUUUCUUGGUUAUUCCUUUUAUUUCCCGGGUGUUCUAGUCGGGCCAUAUCUUGACUACGCGUCAUACAUCUCCUUGAUCGAUGAAUCACUCUUCGAAGGCAAGCGCAGUCCUAGUUCAACAAGGUCCAUUCCGGACGGCAGAAAGCGAGUCGCAUAUCGCAAGAUGUUAACUGGUUUGGUCUUCUUGGGAAUCUUUGUGGUUUUGAGUCCCUCAUUCUACUACGCCAUCGUGAUCACCCCGUGGUUUAUGACCCAAGGAUUUCUCUACAGGAUGGUAUAUUUCCAGCUUUCUGGUUUCAUCGAGCGGUCUAAGUACUAUGCGAUCUGGACGCUCACAGAGGGUGCGAGUAUUCUGACAGGAUUAGGGUUUACUGGGUAUGGCCCUUCAGGCGAAUCCACAUGGGAAGGUGCCGCCAACGUCAAAGUCCUCGAGAUUGAGCUCCCUUCGAACUUCAAAGUUCUGCUUGAUUCAUGGAAUAUCAACACGAACAUCUGGCUCAGGGAAUGUAUAUACAAACGUGUAACCCCCAAAGGGAAGAAGCCUGGCUUUCGCAGCAGCAUGUUGACUUUUGCGACGAGCGCCUUCUGGCAUGGCAUUGCGACAGGCUACUACCUGACUUUCUUCUUCGGUGGAUUCAUCACUACUGCAGGCCGUCUCUGCCGUGCCAACCUACGUCCAUUCGUCCUCCCCCCUCCAGGAGCACCCACAACAGUCACGAAACGCAGUUACGAUUUGACCGGAACUUUCGUCAGCAUCCUCAUUCUGAACUACGUGGCAGCGCCGUUUAUGCUGCUAAACUUUACUGAUUCUAUCGAGGCUUGGCGUCGGCUCCAUUGGUACGGCUUUUGGAUGAUUGGCUCGACACUCGCUUUCUUCUGGCUUGGUGGCUCCACGUUCUUGAAGGCUCUACAGAAGAAGGAAGGAAAAAUCGCUGAGAAGGCCGUGACGCCGGAAUCUCAUGUCAUGCCACCAUCUCUGGAUGAUAUGGCAGAGGAGCUGAAGGAAUUACAGCACAGGAUGAAAGAGUAGGCCGAGCUUGCAUACUUAUCUAGACGGGCUCCAACAAUUGAUACCUAUGUUCAAUCAA